This is a messenger RNA of Neoarius graeffei (lesser salmon catfish), 1925 nucleotides long. Its product is annotated as leucine-rich repeat-containing protein 3B. Bases 19 to 1161 code for a protein of 380 amino acids. The transcript is spliced from 2 exons. Gene Ontology annotation, cellular component: plasma membrane. The record is from RefSeq and is a predicted model, not a curated record. Lineage: Eukaryota; Metazoa; Chordata; Actinopteri; Siluriformes; Ariidae. Gene Ontology annotation, molecular function: protein binding.
GAGGGGGUCCAGGCAGAGAUGCGACGGCGGAAGAGAGCGCGCGGUGUCUGCGGCGUCCGAGAGCAUCCCGGAGAGAGCGCGAGCAGGAUGUCUGUGCUGCUGUUGUUGUUGGUGUUGACACUGAUGUCACAGUCCACAUCCUCUAACAUCACUGUCACCUGCCCCACACGCUGCACAUGCCACCUGGAGUUCAAAUUCACCUCCUGUGCCAAUGCUAAUCUCACCGAUCUGCCCUCCAUCAUCCCUCCUUACAUGGAACACCUCGAUCUGUCGUUCAAUCACUUGGUCUUCAUCAGGAACCAGGCUUUUCAGGAUGUCCGCCGUCUCCACACGCUGCUCCUGAAUGACAACAGGAUCAGCAACUUGAGUGAUGGCGCCUUCAAGCCUCUCGAGUUCCUCCUGAGACUGGACCUGAGCCGCAAUCGUAUUUCCGUCCUCUCAGUAGGGUUCUCCUUGGGUUUGAUUUCUCUGCGAGAGCUCUCUUUGGGGGAGAACCAGCUCUCGAACCUAAAUGAACACGAUUUCUCACACCUCGAUGCCAUCUGGAAGCUUGACCUGUGCCACAACUCCAUCAGCCACAUCCACGUGAAGGCGUUUAGCUCUCUUCGCACUUUACGCCGUAUGUACUUGGAUCACAAUAAGAUCAGCACUCUUAAAAAAAGGGUUUUCUCCAUGACGAGGAACCUGGAGGAGCUUGGGCUGAGCAAUAACAAGCUUCACCACCUCGAAGUCGGCAUCUUUUCUCCUCUAAUGAAUCUCGCCUUGCUUAAUUUAACCUAUAAUAAUCUAACACAGGUGGAAUUUAAGGCGUUCCUCAGCCUGGACACGCGCAGCACACAUAUUCACCUCUACAGGAACCCUUGGACCUGCGAUUGCGAUUUGCAGCGGGUUUUUCGGAAAGUUCACAGUGUCCACAGACUGCAGCUGGACGACUACAGCAACCUGAGCUGCUAUCUGCCCGAGGAGCUGCGUGGUUACCUGCUGCAGGAUGUCGACAACGAGCUGUGCUUCGCUGAAACGGUCACCGUACUCAUCAUCACCAUCACCGUGAUGAUCACUGUCAUAGCGGCCAUCAUCAUGGCUGAGAAAAAGAAGAAGAAAACAAAUAAAGGGAAGCACUGGACGGAGGCCAGCGAGAUCUCGUGUGAAUCACAGAACUGAGAAGGAACACGCAGGACUGGGAGUUUUCACAUUUUACAUCAACAAAUACUGCAAACUCUGGCUAUAAAUAUUAACAUGAAAAAAUGUACGUCAGUGCAGGACAGAUCUGCAAAAACCUCUUUCUGCUGCAUUAACAUUUGAAAUGUUUACUUUAAUUUCUUAAAUAUACUUUUAUUAAUUCCCAAAGGUGAAACCAAGUUCGCAUUUCCCAAACAGCUUCCCUGGCACAUUUGAGUCAUUUGGGCAGUUUGAAUCUUUUCUUGCUAACUAGCUUGCUUUCUUGCUUCAAGUGUAAAUUGAAUAAAGUGAGAUCAGCUGCCAUGGACAGAUGGAGGAGUUGGAGCAAUAAAACCUUAGCAAAAACAUUUAGCAAAUAAAAUGUUUUUUGUUUUGUUUUAUAUGUUAGGCUUCAAAUGGAAACUGCAUCAGCCCACAGUGGCUUUUUGGGAAGUUUCUGGUCCUGAAGUCUGCAGUGCAGUCGACGCUGAUUCUCAGAGUGGUGAUGGGAUUUAACCGAGCUGAGAGGAGUUAGGGGAGAAAUUUGUUGCGUUAAUAUGAACUGGUUAAACACCAAACCUCAAAGCAACGCUGGCAAAAAUAUAAUUCUAUAAUUUUUUUUUUUUUGCAUAUUUCAGUUCUUGGACAGCAAUAAAACCCUAGAAAUGUUCAGUUCCCAUUCAGGAUCAGUUGGGAAUGCUGUAGUCCCUCAUAUCUAACUGACUCAGGCCUACCUUACAUUCUGCAUGAAAUAUUUCUUAAAAAAA